AUGGCUUUCUUAUACUCCUUAACUUCGCCGUCACCGAAUUCGACUCUCUCCUAUUCCAAUAUCCAUCAAUUUCAGAACCCGUCUUCUUCGUUUCCGGUCUCCUUAUCCGUCUCUUCCCCGAACAACACCCGCCAUCUCCGUCUGCUCAUCACCUCCGCGUUGAAUCCACAGACGGGACAGCCGACGAAGAAAGCCUCGACCGGUGGUGGCAGUAACAGCACGAAUAAGAAACGGAAGAAAAAGGGGAAAAGCGCGAGUCCUCCUAUUAAGGAGGAUUGGGAAUUGAGAGAUGCUGCUGAUGCUCUUGCAGCUCUUGACGAAGACGAUGAUGACGAAGAUGCUUCUUUAGCGACAUUUAACUCUCCUCCUACGAUACCCAAACCACCAGCUGGGUUCGUGAUAGAUGAAACCGGUAGGGUUCUUAUGGCCUCUAAGAAGCGAAUCGCCACUGUGGUUGAUCCAACAAACAAUAGCCCUUUGGAUUGUGUGAUAAGAAGAGUGUUUACAAGUAGUAAAGGAGAGGAUUGUAUGCUUCUUUGCCCUGUGGAUACGCCAGUUCAGAUUCUGAAGAGCACAAAUAUAGAUGGAUGGUCAGCGGUUAGUGAUGAAGAGGUUGAAUCUCUUCUUCCUGCUGCUGCUUAUGCUCUUGCAAAGAUCCAUAUGCAUCUAGUACACAGCGGAUUCUGUUACACUGCAAGGGGAGGCUUUUGCUACACUGAGGAUAAUGUCUUUGAUUUUCGCACAGAUGAUGGCCAAGAUGUUGAAGGCUUGCCAACUGAAGGGGUUGAGAUUACGUGUUUCCAUCUGGAUGGAUCACACUAUAUGGUCUACACGCCUUCAGAUCCACUUCUCUUUGUUGCUGCCAAGGAUCCGAAUGGGCUGCUGCAAAUUGCUGAUGAUGAGCUAUUAGAUGAUCCAGCAGUGAUCAGCGCCAUAGACGAGGAAACUGAAUUCAAUGCCUUAGUGGAGGAAGAGGCGGCUCUUCUGGAAUCACUGCUUGGGGAUAGGAUAUAA
Messenger RNA from Microthlaspi erraticum, 1014 nucleotides. The record is from the annotation of a GenBank genome assembly. NCBI's taxonomy places the organism in Eukaryota, Viridiplantae, Streptophyta, Magnoliopsida, Brassicales, Brassicaceae.